CUUUGAGACAGCCGGGACGACUCGAUCUCUCAGCCGUUCAAAAAGCAACAGAGAAAAUUCCCGAUGUAAACACAAUUUACUUCAUACUUAUCUACAUAUUUCGCAAGAUUGCAAAUUAUUCAAUUCUACGGGAACAACGGGAAACUCUCUGUCCUAGUUUAAGAAAUGGAACCACCCACUCUAAAAAAUCCAUACGUCCGCCUCCAUCGGGACCCUUCCAUAAACAAAUUUCCCCUUCCUCCCCCCACCCCCAUCGAAAAGACCAAUUUCUGCCUCAUUUGCGGGGGACACUCUUCUUCUGUCGACGCCGGCGACGCCAUCCUCAGCAGUCGCACCUUGAACGAAUCUCUUAUUUUAAAGGUGUCCUCACCUCCUCGCGACCCUUUCGAGCCACCUUGUCGCCCAGAAAAUACAAUAAUUUCAUGUCAAACACGUCCACGUGUGAGGAUUGUUUCGCCCUCGUUCGCGACAUUUGGAGGAUGCACAGACGAAUUAUUUCUGCACAGAAGGAGCUCGACGCUUUAGUGGAGAAAGGCCGGGGCAGAUUUAUCCAGGCGGAGAAGAAAGUGAGGAGGAAAUGCAGCCGGAUUGAAUCGUUACACUCGCCAAACUCUAGCGACAAUAAUUCCGAAAAAGAAGUCGUAAAAUCGGAAAUACUUUAUGACCAAGAAGAUGGAAACCAAGCCAAAAAAGACAACAGUGAUUUCGAGGAAGUCAUAUUUCCCGAGGAAAAUUCGCAAGAAAAUUCUGAACCCGACGGAACGAUCGAAGUCGAAAUUUGUGAAACAAUUGGGGACGAUAAUUAUUCACAAAGUGCAUCAUCAUCCAGUGACGAAGAACAAGAUGAUUCGCAAUCCCUCAAUAAUUCCAGUGGUGACGACGAAGGUUCCGAUUUCGCUUCCUCCUCCGAUGAAGAAUACGAAGGUGAUACGAGAAGUGCAAAAAAUCCGCGAAAAAAAAGUUUGCAUAAAAGAAAACGUUCCCGUGGGAAAUAUUUAUGCUCAUCCUGCGGGAAAGAGCUGCAAAGUCGGAAGGCCCUGGUUGCCCAUGAGCUCAGAGUUUGCCACGUGCCCGUCGAGAAGAGAUCGGAGGACUCGGGGACUUCACACUGCACGAGUGCGCCACCUGCGGAGAUAAGUUCCUCGACCAGAAAGAUUUGACGAGGCAUUAUCUCACUCACUCCACCCUAAAAGCGGUGACCUGCCCGAAAUGCGGGCGAUCUUUCAAACACCCCGCCAACCUCGCCACCCAUCGUAAAUUGUCUUGUCAAGCGGUCCAAAUUGACGCCGACGUGCGGAAAAGACGGCUCGACCGAGACGCCCUCCAGCGGUCCUCGUGCACCCAAAAGUGCCCCCACUGCCCCCGAAGGUUCCCCUCCGCCCCCAAACUGGCCGCCCACGUAAAAAAGGAACACCCCGAGGGAACCCAAGCCGUCGAAAAAUUCGCCAUCUGCGAAAUCUGCGGCGCUUCCAUAUCCGCCAAGCGCGCCUCAAACAUGAGCGAACACGUGAGUCGGGUCCACUUAAAAGUGGCGCGAUCAACUUGUAACAAAUGCGGGAAAGGAUUUUUCAAUAAGCUCGAAUUAGCGAGUCAUUUGAAAGUUGGGUGCGACAAGAAAGGCGCCGGAAAGCGGAAAAGAAAGCGACCACUCCCCCGAGUGGAAGGGGAUGAGGAGGAAAUGAAUGCAGAAUAAUUUUGUGAGCAUGCGCAGCACAAUAAAUAAUUUGAGAAUUAUCACACAGUUUUUAGUCUUUUUCGAAUAAAUACUAUACAAAUAGAAUUUUAUACUCCAAUGAAUAAAUGAGAAAAUUAUUGAGAUUCCUUGCUGAUUA
Messenger RNA from Folsomia candida, 1832 nucleotides. RefSeq names its product glutamic acid-rich protein. NCBI's taxonomy places the organism in Eukaryota, Metazoa, Arthropoda, Collembola, Entomobryomorpha, Isotomidae. The record is from RefSeq and is a predicted model, not a curated record. Bases 423 to 1160 code for a protein of 245 amino acids. The transcript has 6 exons.